AUGGCCGCCCAAGGCUACGGCUAUUACCGCGCUGUGAUCUUCUCAGCCAUGUUUGGAGGCUACAGCCUGUACUACUUCAACCGCAAGACCUUCUCCUUUGUCAUGCCGUCGUUGGUGGAGGAGAUCCCUCUGGACAAGGACGACUUGGGGCUCAUCACCAGCAGCCAGUCGGCAGCCUACGCCAUCAGCAAGUUUGUGAGCGGGGUGCUGUCUGACCAGAUGAGUGCCCGCUGGCUCUUCUCUUCUGGGCUGCUUCUGGUCGGCCUGGUCAACAUAGUCUUUUCCUGGAGCUCCAUGGUACCUGUCUUUGCUGCUCUCUGGUUCCUCAAUGGCCUGGCACAGGGGCUGGGCUGGCCUCCCUGUGGGAAGAUCCUGCGGAAGUGGUUUGAGCCAUCUCAGUUUGGCACCUGGUGGGCCAUUCUGUCAACCAGCAUGAACCUGGCUGGAGGGCUGGGCCCUAUCCUGGCAACCAUCCUCGCCCAGAGCUAUAGCUGGCGCAGCACGCUGGCCCUGUCUGGGGCGCUCUGUGUAGUUGUCUCCUUCCUCUGUCUCCUGCUCAUCCACAAUGAACCCGCUGACGUUGGGCUCCGGAACCUGGACCCCGCCCCCUCCAAGGACAAGAAGGGCUCCUCGAAGGAGGAGAGUACUUUACAGGAGCUGCUGCUGUCCCCCUACCUGUGGGUACUGUCCACCGGCUACCUCGUGGUAUUUGGAGUAAAGACCUGCUGUACUGACUGGGGCCAGUUCUUCCUCAUCCAGGAGAAAGGACAAUCCGUCCUCGUGGGUAGCUCCUACAUGAGUGCCCUGGAGGUUGGGGGCCUUGUAGGCAGCAUCGCAGCUGGCUACCUGUCAGACCGGGCCAUGGCAAAGGCAGGCCUAUCCAUCUACGGGAACCCUCGCCAUGGCCUGUUGCUGCUCAUGAUGGCUGGCAUGACCGUGUCCAUGUACCUCUUCCGGGUCACUGUGACCAGUGACUCCUCCAAGGAUGUUGCUUUCUGGACUCCAGCUCUUCACCCUCUCGCUGAGCUCACAGGCUUUACGGAGCACGAGCUCUGGAUCCUGGUGUUGGGAGCCCUGUUCGGUUUCUCCUCCUACGGUCCCAUUGCCUUGUUCGGAGUUAUAGCCAAUGAGAGUGCUCCUCCCAACUUGUGCGGCACCUCCCAUGCCAUUGUGGGACUCAUGGCCAACGUGGGCGGCUUUCUGGCUGGGCUGCCCUUCAGCACCAUUGCCAAGCACUAUAGCUGGAGCACAGCCUUCUGGGUGGCCGAAGUGAUCUGUGCAGUCAGCACAGUCGCCUUCUUUCUGCUACGAAACAUCCGCACCAAGAUGGGCCCAGUGCCCAAGAAGGCUGAGUGA
Puma concolor (puma) is the source of this 1356-nucleotide messenger RNA. It is a transcript of the gene SLC37A4, whose product is annotated as solute carrier family 37 member 4. Gene Ontology annotation, biological process: phosphate ion transmembrane transport; glucose-6-phosphate transport. Gene Ontology annotation, cellular component: endoplasmic reticulum membrane. Lineage: Eukaryota; Metazoa; Chordata; Mammalia; Carnivora; Felidae. Gene Ontology annotation, molecular function: glucose 6-phosphate:phosphate antiporter activity. The record is from RefSeq and is a predicted model, not a curated record.